Molecule: messenger RNA, 3256 nt
Organism: Dryobates pubescens (Downy woodpecker)
Lineage: Eukaryota; Metazoa; Chordata; Aves; Piciformes; Picidae
Gene: PRMT9
Product: protein arginine methyltransferase 9
Exons: 13
Coding region: 33-2564 (843 amino acids)
Biological process (GO): peptidyl-arginine methylation
Molecular function (GO): protein-arginine omega-N monomethyltransferase activity; protein binding
Source: RefSeq, a predicted model, not a curated record
GGAGGUUGAGGCUCAAGCACACAUCCUCCAGAAUGCCCAACUCCAACUCUAAACUUCAUCGCAGCCCUCGGGGUGGCCGGGAAGCUGGCAGGAGGGAGUUGGUUACCAGGUCACUGCAGAGCGCUCAGCAUUGCCUGGAGGACCAGGAUUUUGGCACUGCAUAUGCCCACUAUCUUCUGGUGCUAAACCUAGCUCCUGAGUUAAAAACUAGUGUCAAAGAAACCUUUCAGUUCACUCUCUUUAAAUGGGCAGAGGAGCUGGAUUCCCUGGCACGCAUUCCAGAUCUGUUCAACUGCUAUGAACAAGCACUUGAACUCUAUCCAAAUGAUGAAGUGAUCUGUAACAGCAUGGGAGAACAUCUUUUCAGGAUGGGCUUCAGAGAUGAAGCAGCUGGGUACUUCCACAAAGCCGUGAAGCUCAACCCUGACUUUGCCGACGCGAGGGAGAAUUUCUACCGCGUUGCGAACUGGCUGGUGGAGCGCUGGCAUUUCAUCAUGCUCAACGACUCCAAGAGGAACCUGACCUACCUGAGAGCCAUCCAGAACGCUGUCCACUCAGGCUGCACCUCUGUCCUUGAUAUUGGGACAGGGACAGGCAUUCUGAGCAUGUUUGCCAAAAAGGCAGGAGCAUCUUCUGUCUAUGCCUGUGAGCUCUCAAAAACCAUGUAUGAGCUUGCCCGGGAUGUGGUGGCAGCAAAUAACAUGGAGAGGGAGAUCAACCUUCUGCAUCUGAAGUCCCUUGAUCUGGAAAUUCCAAGGCACAUGCCUGAAAGAGUGUCCUUGGUCGUCACAGAAACAGUGGAUGCUGGUUUGUUUGGGGAAGGCAUUGUGGAGAGCUUGAUACAUGCUUGGGAGCAUCUCCUUCUCCAGCCAAAGCCUAAAAAUCAAGAUGCCAGUGCUGGAGACUAUGGCAGAGUUAUUCCUGCAAGUGCUACAGUGUUUGGGAUGGCAGUAGAGUGCAAAGAGAUACGGAAGCAUCACAGAGUGGAAACCCAAGAAGUUGCUGGUGUGUGCUUGUCAAAUGCAGUGCAGUUCUUCAGUGCAACUUAUGCUUGUGCUGGCUCAGAGGAAACUGUUGAACCUUACACCACUGAGAAGCUCAGCCGUGUUCCUGGAGGCUACAUCCCCCUGACAGAACCCUGCCAAGUCAUGACAGUAGAUUUCAAUGAUCUACAGGAGCUGAAAAGCCUUGCAGCCAGAAAGCCAUGGAAGCUCAGCCUGCCAGUCAUUGAAGGAGGAAUACUAGAUGCUGUUGUGGUGUGGUUUGUGCUACAGCUUGAUGAUGAGCAUGCUCUGUCUACAAGUCCUAGUGAGGAAACUUGCUGGGAGCAGGCAGUCUACCCUGUGCAGGGCCGCCUUGAUUAUUCUGUGAAGGCUGGAGAUACUGUGGUGAUGGAGGUGUGCUGCCAAGACUGCUACCUGAAGAUCCAGAAGGUUUCUUCUUUGCCCCCCGAGUGUGGGAUGGACUUCGGUGACAGAGACGACCCGCUGAGUUUGGGCAACGAGGCUGAGCUGUGUCACGCUCUGGCUGGGCUACAGACAACCAGCAAACAGGAUGGCAGCAGUCAAGUGUGUGUGUUGGAAUCCACAGAAAUAGCCCUGCUGAAUGAUGUCCCCUACCAUGAAUGCUUUAAAGCUGCCAUGGGCCAAGUGCUGCUCUCGCUGAAUCCAGGUAAGGACUUGCAGUCCAUGGACGUCGAUGGGCAUGGCGGCGAGGCGAACGUCCCAGCGAGUCAAAGCAAGGGCUCUCCAGAUGAGGUUCCUGAUCCUCUGUACAUUUUGGAUGUGUCUGAAGGCUUCUCCAUCCUGCCCAUUAUAGCUGGCAAACUGGGACCAGUUAGAGCCUACAGUUCUGUGGAGAAGGAGCAGCAUCAGGCAGCACUUAAUGUCAUUGCAGAAGCUAACCACUUCCCUAAGGAAACCUUGGAGUUUUGGCUCAGCCACUUAGAAGAUGAAAGUGUUGUGCUCCAGAGACCCAAAUCAGACAAACUGUGGAGUAUCAUCAUCUUGGAUGUGAUAGAGACAUCAGGCUUGAUCCAGCAGGAGGUGAUGGAAAAAGCUGCAAUAUCCAGAUGUCUGCUUCACAGUGGAGGGAAGAUUUUCCCACAGUAUGUCUUGGUCUAUGGGAUGCUUGUGGAGUCUGAGUCUCUGCUACUGGAGAGUGCUGUCCAAGGAUCAGAACCAACUCUGGGCUUUAAUGUAGCCCCUUUCAUCAACCAGUUCAAGGUACCUGUUCGUGUGUAUUUGGAUCUCUCCACCUUACCCUGUCUACCCUUGAGUGAGCCAGCAGAGCUUUUAAGGCUGGAUCUCAUGAACCCUCUGCUGCACAGCUCCAGCAGGGAAGUGAAGGUACAAAUCUGUAAGUCUGGCAGAGUCACUGCCAUUCCCUUCUGGUAUCACAUCCACCUCGAUGAAGAGCACAGCUUGAAUACAUCUGAGGAGUCAUCCCACUGGAAGCAAGCUGCAGUUGUUCUGGAUGAGCCCAUCCCCGUGGAGGCUGGAGAGGAGCUGCUGCUGGAGGUUCAGCACCACAAAAGCAAUCUCAGCAUCACAGUCAAGCGGUGACCCCUGAGGUGGUGCAGCACCUGUGCAGCACCUGACUCUUCCUACCAGCACUGCUGCUCAUCUGCAUUAAAAGCCUACAUUUUAUCUAUGGCUCCAAGAGGCUUGUUUUGUGGCUUUGAGAGGAGAGGCUGGGGUUCCACUGCUGGACUGCCACUUGUCAGGGGAGCAAGGAGGUGAUUGGUAGCUAUUGGAGUGACCACAGCAGAGAGACAGACUUCUGCUCCUCUCACAAGGCCAUUUUCAGUACAAGCCUUAAAACACUGCAAGGCCAAGCUCUGGUACCAGUUCCACUUAAGCUCCCUCUCUCCCACCAAGAGGGCAGUGGUGGUCCCCAGGGCGCCUGCCCUCCACUUCCUGCAGCAGUAAAAAUCAAACCAAGAGAAGGUGAACAGUUUAAAUAAAAUCUUUAAUGGCUUAUUUACAACAAAGGCAAUGAGUUGGCAAAUUGAAAAAUCUCUUGUUUUGUUUUGUUUCCACUUUCCCACUAACUUCAGGUACAGCAAGGCCAGAGUCAGCUCUCACCUCUGCAGCCUAGUGAGUAAGGCGCCGUAUUUACAUCACACUAGUACUGCCAAAGAAGCACUUCAGAUGAAUUCACUGGUGACAGCCAGAGGGUUAAAACAGUGAUCCUGCCCAUGCUGACAAUGCUGCAGCUUCAAAUGUCACUUGAAAGUCAGUGCUCUACAGGCUGG